AUGAGCCAAAGGCCAUCUCUUCAUCACUCUCCGCAGUCUGAAACACAUCCAUCUGUCCCUCAUGAUGAUAAGGAAUCUUUUACCUACGACACAGCUGCCGUUGAGAGCAGAGAAGCCUCGCCCUUGACCAGACUCGACUCGACAGUCUUCAAUACAUACUAUCCCUGGAACACAUCCCGAGUCACCGGAGAACAGCCAGUGAAUGCCAAGGUGGCCAUUCCUCGACUUGACCUUCCACUUGUAAGCAAUAAUGGUCGAGUCAGCCGAGCAUGCCACAACUGUCGCAAACAGAAGAAUAAGUGUUCUGGCCAUCAACCUUCAUGCCUCCGGUGUCAGGAGGCCGGUGUUCUUUGUGUCUACGUCGAUGGAAAACGCGAGAGGAAUGCUAGGUCUGUGAUUCCCCCGAAUGUAUCGUCGCCCAACAUAUUUACCCAAGAAUUUAGACAACUUACAGCCAUAACGGUCCAACUACAACACUACGAGUCUCUCAUGCGUGAUAUUUAUCCCAAAUUCGACGUCGAGCUGGCCAAAAUCGUCGAUCAAGCUCUCCAGAAAAUAUCUAGCAUUUCCCUAUCAUCGCCGACCGUCGCCAAAACACCAGAUGAGACAGACCCAUCAACCCGAACGUUUUCCUACGUGGAUCAUACCCUGGAGGAUUUCAAUGGAAACCUUUUACUGCAAGCGAUUGGCUUUAUAGGAGAACAUUCGGCAACGGCAUGGUUAUACAGGCUUAGAUGCCUGAUCGGCCAAACAAGUUCCAAUCUGGAAGGCCAGUUCAAGGAAUCGGCCCGUCCCUCAAUUUCUUCCUGUGGAUUCUUUAUGGAUGAUACUGGAAUCCCUCUGAUAAACGAUCUAGAUGUCUUCGCAUAUCCGCCACAAGCGAUCGCCGAUGAACUUGUGGACAGAUACUUCCAAGUUGCGCAUGCCUCCUUUCCUGUUGUGGGAAAAGAGAUUUUCCUAAGCCAGUGUCGAUCAUUCUACUCGAACUCAACAACAUACCCCGGAAACAGAUGGAUGGCGCUACUGAAUAUGGUGUUUGCGAUAUCUGCAAGACAUUCCGAGCUUUCCGGCGACCAACCUCGACCAGAACAAGAUCUCCAUACGGUGUAUUUUUCUCGUGCCUGGCGAUUAAGCAUGAGCGAGAGUGUACUGCUGUUGGAUAAUCCCAACCUGCAGCAGACACAGGUGGAGGGGCUAAUAUCACUCUACUUGCUUGCCAUUGGACAUGCUAAUAGGGCAUGGAGAACAUGUGGCAUUGCAAUUCAGUCGGCGAUCGCGAUGGGAAUCCACCUUCGUAGCGAAAGCCCUAGAAUCACACACGUGUCCAAAGAAACCAGAUAUCGGCUAUGGUGGGCGCUGUACCUGUUGGACAUACUCCUCUGUGUGAUGACUGGACGCAUGCCCAGAAUACAACAGGAACACUGCACGACCCCUUUACCGGUGCCAUACAAGGAGGAAGACUUCAGGGAUGAGCAUGUGAUGAGGCUUAUCUUGGAUAAUCAAUCCAGAGGUCGUCUUAUGGCUUCUCUACUCUCCUUUGAUCCCUCGGUUGAACCAAACGACUCUUUAUCCCAUUCGCCUUCUCCACAGUCCAUGCCUCAACGGGCAUCACCCAGUCAACAGCUCCAGGCUAACGUCUCAUUAUACUUACUUUAUUCCAUUGACUUGGCAGCUGUGAUGAGAGAAGCAAUCGAGAUCCUGUAUUCCCCCGAAGCGGGACAAAAAUCGCGGAAUGACACCGAGCUGGCCAUGACAUCGCUUAACAGCGCCGCUGACAACUGGUUUUCUCGGCUUCCUGAGACUUAUCGUUUCAUGGAAACUAAGGUUGACCGGGCCUUUGUCCGUCAGCGGACAAGUUUGGCUUUUCAAUACUAUUCGACCAAACUUGUCAUUUCGCAACCUGCCCUUCGUUCUCAUAUGUCCGGUGAAGAAUUUCCCACUGCCAUUGAAACCCCAAUGGCAAUGGUUUGCUUCAAUGCAGCAUGCCAAAUGCUGGAUCUCUUACCCAAUGAACCAAACAUCUCCUGGCUCUUGGGUUCCUCACCUUGGUGGUGUGCUCUCCACUACCUCACGCAGAGUACCGUAGUGCUCAUAACACAGUUGCUCACCCAGGAUCGAACGAGGGCUAGUGAAAGGAUCGAGCUAUCGGAAAGAGCCCAAAAGGCUCUGCGAUGGUUGAGUGAAUGUUCCACCAAGGAUCCCUCUUUCAAGCGGGCUUGGGGUAAUUUUGCGGGGCUCAUGUCGUCCCAUGGAUCAGAGGUUUUAAAAUAA
Messenger RNA from Penicillium vulpinum, 2271 nucleotides. RefSeq lists its product as uncharacterized. Bases 1 to 2271 code for a protein of 756 amino acids. Gene Ontology annotation, biological process: DNA-templated transcription; regulation of DNA-templated transcription. The record is from RefSeq and is a predicted model, not a curated record. The transcript is spliced from 3 exons. Gene Ontology annotation, molecular function: DNA-binding transcription factor activity, RNA polymerase II-specific; DNA binding; zinc ion binding. NCBI's taxonomy places the organism in Eukaryota, Fungi, Ascomycota, Eurotiomycetes, Eurotiales, Aspergillaceae.